Messenger RNA from Teleopsis dalmanni, 1454 nucleotides. RefSeq names its product inactive selenide, water dikinase-like protein (gene Sps1). The record is from RefSeq and is a predicted model, not a curated record. The transcript has a single exon. The coding region runs from base 128 to 1324 and encodes 398 amino acids. NCBI's taxonomy places the organism in Eukaryota, Metazoa, Arthropoda, Insecta, Diptera, Diopsidae. Gene Ontology annotation, cellular component: cytoplasm. Gene Ontology annotation, molecular function: ATP binding.
AGUAUUAACAGCGAUUGAUAAAGGUGUGCGUUUUUAGGGAGAACGCGAGUUUUUUAAUAUUCAGUCAAAUAAACCAGUGAAUUGCUCAAAAGACAGUGCAAUCUUUUUAUUUUAAAGCAUCAAAAUAAUGAGUUACCAAGUGGAUUCGUUAAAUGCGGCUCAUCUGGAGUUACAAGGCGGCAGUUCCGCGGAAUUGCGUCGUCCGUUUGAUCCUACAGCUCACGAUUUAGAACCAUCUUUUCGGUUAACACGAUUUGCAGAUCUAAAAGGACGCGGCUGCAAAGUUCCACAAGAAGUUCUUGGUAAGCUUGUUGCAUCACUACAACAAGAUUACUCUGUUGCUGAACAGGAAGCACAGUUUAUGAACAUAGCUAUACCUCGAAUUGGUAUCGGAUUGGACUGCUCAGUGAUACCUUUACGCCAUGGUGGGUUAUGCUUAGUGCAAACAACUGAUUUUUUUUAUCCGAUCGUUGAUGACCCCUAUAUGAUGGGUAAAAUAGCUUGUGCGAAUGUUUUAAGUGACCUAUACGCUAUGGGGGUAACUGAUUGUGACAAUAUGCUUAUGCUGCUAGCUGUAAGUACUAAAAUGACAGAAAAAGAACGCGAUGUCGUUGUGCCAUUAAUAAUGCGAGGAUUUAAAGAUUCAGCUUUAGACGCAGGCACAACUGUAACAGGCGGUCAAAGUGUUGUAAAUCCAUGGUGUACGAUUGGAGGUGUUGCUUCCACCAUAUGUCAACCAAAUGAAUAUAUAGUGCCUGAUAACGCAGUUGUAGGCGAUGUAUUAGUUUUGACGAAGCCAUUAGGUACUCAAGUGGCGGUGAAUGCGCAUCAAUGGUUAGAUCAGCCAGAAAGAUGGAAUCGUAUCAAGCUCGUUGUUUCCGAGGAGGACGUACGAAAGGCAUAUCAUCGUGCUAUGAACUCAAUGGCGCGCCUUAAUCGUACCGCAGCUCGUCUUAUGCACAAGUAUAAUGCACAUGGUUCUACUGAUAUAACAGGAUUUGGCUUGUUAGGUCAUGCACAAACUCUUGCUUCACACCAAAAAAAAGACGUGUCAUUUGUAAUCCAUAAUUUGCCAGUAAUAGCUAAAAUGGCAGCGGUUGCUAAAGCUUGUGGAAACAUGUUUCAGUUACUGCAAGGACAUUCUGCCGAAACUUCUGGUGGUUUACUUAUAUGCUUACCUCGGGAACAAGCUGCUGCAUACUGUAAAGACAUUGAAAAACAGGAAGGAUAUCAGGCGUGGAUCAUUGGAAUUGUAGAGAAAGGUAAUAAAACGGCACGGAUUAUUGACAAGCCACGCGUAAUAGAAGUGCCCGCAAAGGACUAAAGUAUUGUCUGGACAUUUUUUCAGCACUUAAAGUGCAUUUCAGUUUUUGCUUUUCAAAUGUCUGUGUUUAUUAAGAUUUUAAUCAACAUGAUUAAAUAAAAUGAAAGCUUAUUACUACUAUAAGUUUGGU